Apis laboriosa (Himalayan honeybee) is the source of this 1526-nucleotide messenger RNA. It is a transcript of the gene PMP34, whose product is annotated as peroxisomal membrane protein PMP34. Lineage: Eukaryota; Metazoa; Arthropoda; Insecta; Hymenoptera; Apidae. The transcript is spliced from 9 exons. Bases 456 to 1382 code for a protein of 308 amino acids. The record is from RefSeq and is a predicted model, not a curated record. Gene Ontology annotation, molecular function: ATP transmembrane transporter activity; NAD transmembrane transporter activity; coenzyme A transmembrane transporter activity. Gene Ontology annotation, cellular component: peroxisomal membrane.
GCGUAUAGUUCGAGAUGGAUCAAGCAAAAACUUUACAUCGAACUUGGGCUUUGAGCCGCUAACCAAGUCGUGUCGCAUCGUUCGUCGUAAUCAAGAUUGAAAUAUUCAUUCGCAUAUAUAAAAGAACGUAAAAACUAACCGCGCGUACAUACGACCAUAGGACGGCCAUUCUUGAGUAACGAGUGUAUAUGAUAGGCACGUGGACGAUACGAGUUUACGAAUUGUUCGGAAUUUUUCUUUGCCAGUGUUAACGUGUCUCUUGUCGAGCAAAGACGUGAUUUUUCGUCGAAUCAAAAUUUAUAAAUGAUAUACAAUGAGUGUGACAAGUGCUAAGAAUUGUUAUAUUGAAAUAUUCUUCGAUUUUCAUUUAUACGGAUAAUUAUCGAUCUUGUGACAAUUCGAAAUUCGAAUACAUUUUAUUGUAAUAAAUAAAUUUUUGAAAUCGACUUCUAAUAAUGGGUGGUAGAGAACACAAUAGAAACAUUUUCAGUUAUGAAACACUAGUUCACGCAAUAUCUGGUGCUGCUGGUGGUGUCGUUGCCAUGGCAAUGUUCUUCCCUUUGGAUACAGUACGAAGCAGAUUACAACUGGAAGAAGAUAGAAAAUCGAAAAGUACACUGGCAACAAUACGCGAUCUCGUCGAAAAAGAAGGACCAGAAACUUUAUACAGAGGAAUUAUACCUGUUCUUCAAAGUUUGUGUGCCAGUAAUUUCGUUUACUUCUAUACAUUCCACGGUUUAAAAAUGCUUAAAUCGCAAAGAAAGCAAUCAGCUGGAAAUGAUUUAUUUCUUGCAUCAAUCGCAGGCGCAAUUAAUGUUUUAACAACGACACCAUUAUGGGUGGUAAAUACUAGAUUGAAAAUGAGAGGUAUCGAUCGUACACCGGAAAGAAAUAAUAAUAACAAAUAUAAUACGUUAUAUGCUGGCCUUAUACAUAUAUGGAAAUACGAAGGAAUAAAAAGUCUUUGGGCAGGGACUUUGCCAAGCUUAAUGUUAAUCAUAAAUCCAGCUAUUCAAUUCAUGACUUAUGAGGCUAUUAAGAGAAAAAUUUGCAUGUCUCUAAAUGAUUCACAACCAUCUGCAUGGGUUUUCUUUGUUAUUGGUGCCGUAGCGAAAGCGGUAGCAACCAUAUUAACUUAUCCAUUGCAAUUAGUUCAAACGAAACUGAGACAUGGUCAUAAAUAUCCAAAUCUACCACCAAACGCUGGCAUUUUAGAAAUUCUAUUUUACAUAUUAAAAAAACAAGGAAUAAUAGGAUUGUACAAAGGAAUGGAAGCCAAAUUAUUGCAAACUAUUCUGACGGCAGCAUUAAUGUUUUUGACUUAUGAAAAAAUUUCAAGAUUUGUUUUUCAUAUUCUUUUGCAUAAACCGAUAUUGAGAUAAUAAGUUUUUACACAUCGAACAGUAUUAAUUAUUAAUAUUAAUAUUGUUCUGUGAGUUUUCGCUUAUUAUAAUAAUAAGUAAUAUAUAAGUAAUAUAUAAAAUGUGCAAUAUAUACAUUACGAUAAAGUUACUUUAAAAUUAAAA